Molecule: messenger RNA, 1542 nt
Organism: Sparassis crispa
Lineage: Eukaryota; Fungi; Basidiomycota; Agaricomycetes; Polyporales; Sparassidaceae
Exons: 7
Coding region: 1-1542 (513 amino acids)
Source: RefSeq, a predicted model, not a curated record
AUGGCUGCGGACAAUCUGACGAUGCCCAUCCCUCCUCUCAGCGACACACCUUUGCCGGUAGUGGCGCAGACGCCGAUCAACACUGUGUUGGCUUCUCCGCUAGUAGCUGACCAGAUGAGUUCCAAGGAGGCACCGUUUGGCAAAGGCGUCAUCAACAUCUCUCUUACCCCUCUCACCAUAUCUGGGGGAGAAGUCCAACCAUCAGAGAAGACCAUCAAUUGGGAAGGCUACCAGGACGAUGUUCUACCCGACAAGGUCCACGGACGAUUUCUUCGCAACCUGCAAUUCCAGAUAUUCUCUUUCUACCGCAGGUUCUUUGGUAUCGUCUUCGUUGUAAACAUGGCCAUCUUUAUCGCAUUCUGUGUCCACGGUGGCUCAGAGACCAGCGCGAAGAAGUUGGGCGAGAUCGUGGUGGCGAAUCUUUUUGUCGCGAUUCUAAUGCGUCAGGACCAUGUUAUCAAUGCGUUCUUCACGGUCUUUUGUGCUCCCGGCAAUACGUGGCCGCUAUGGAUUCGGCGCGCCUUAGCGCGAGUAUAUAGUAUCGGCGGGCUGCAUUCUGGAUGUGCAGUCAGCGGAACUAUCUGGCUGGUUCUUUUCACCGUGCAAGCGACAAGGGAAGUCGUCAACAAGCAACAGACCUCAGUCGCGACUUUAGCGGUCACAUAUGUCAUUUUAGCCCUCCUUGUUGGCAUGUUGAUCUUUGCCUAUCCUGCCCUUCGCCGCAAACUCCAUGAUACCUUUGAGGUAACGCAUCGUUUCGCGGGGUGGACAGCUGUGGGCCUUGUAUGGGCUCAGGUCAUCCUGUUGAUCAACGACUACCGUGAGCCGGGACAGUCGUUAAGACAGGCUAUGGUCAAAUCCGCACCAUUCUGGCUCGUCGUUGUCUUUACUGGUUCCAUCAUGUCUUCGUGGCUUCGUCUUCGGAAGGUGCCGGUUCACGCCGAAGUACUCUCCGAUCACGCCGUCCGAUUCUACUUCGAUUACGUGAACACACAGCCAGGGCACUUCACACGCAUGUCGUCGAAUCCCCUGCUCGAGUGGCACUCAUUCGCAACCAUUGCUAUCCCUGGCAGGACUGGAUAUUCUGCCAUUAUUUCGAAGGCAGGAGACUGGACGUCCCGGCAAAUCACCGACCCGCCUAAAGAAAUCUGGAUUCGUGGUGUUCCCUGCUUCGGUGUCGUGCGCGUUUGCACUCUCUUCCGACGUGUCCUCUUGGUUGCGACGGGCAGCGGAAUUGCCCCCCUGGCGCCGGUUAUUUUUGCGAAGAAGGUGGCCAUACAAUUGUUAUGGACGGCACCUGUAGUCCGCAAGACUUUCGGUGAUAAACUCGUCGACUCUUUGUUGGAAGCAGCACCAAGCGCUGUCAUUUAUGACACUCGUGUGCAUGGAAAACCGGACAUGGUGAAGCUAACCUAUCGCAUGGUGCGCGAAUUCAACGCAGAGGCGGUGGUAGUCAUUUCGAACCCGCCGUUGACGGAGAAGGUUGUCUAUGGUAUGAUUAGUCGUGGAAUUCCUGCCUAUGGCGCUAUCUGGGACUCCUGA